Molecule: messenger RNA, 3934 nt
Organism: Corticium candelabrum
Lineage: Eukaryota; Metazoa; Porifera; Homoscleromorpha; Homosclerophorida; Plakinidae
Exons: 2
Coding region: 1-3822 (1273 amino acids)
Biological process (GO): DNA integration
Molecular function (GO): nucleic acid binding
Source: RefSeq, a predicted model, not a curated record
AUGGCGACAGGAGUGGGACUCAUACGACUCGAACCACCAGGUCCUUUCAACUUUCGGCAGCCAGACGACUGGCCGAGGUGGAAGAGAAGAUUCACACAGUUUCGAAUCGCCUCAGGCCUGGCAGACGCGGACGAAGUACGUCAAGUGUCCACGUUACUCUACUGCAUGGGAGAGGACGCAGAGGGAGUCCUAACUUCCACCAACAUCACGGAAGACAACAAAAAGAAGUACGAUGAGGUGAUUGCUAAAUUCGAAGAAUUUUUCCGCAUACGUCGCAACGUGAUCUACGAGAGAGCGCGCUUCAAUCGACGAAAUCAGUUAGAGGGAGAGUCUAUCGAGCAGUAUAUCACCGCUUUGUACGAACUGGUCGAGACAUGCGAAUACGGAAGUUUGCAACAGGAAAUGCUGAGGGACAGAAUUGUCGUCAAACGAUCUACAAGACAGAGAGAAGCCGUGAAAGAACAGCAUAAACAUCUGCAAGGUGACGGCAGCAAGGACCAUCCAAUUGUCAUAGAGCAAGUGCGAAACGGCGCUAAAAGCGGCACAGCAGGCGGUAAAAGCGGCACCACAGGUGGCAAAUCGCAAGCAAGCAGACACCAGUUUGGCGGCGGACGGUCAAAGUCGGCAACCCCACCCGCGCGACACCAAUGUAAGCGCUGCGGAAGAUAUCAUGCUAAAGAAGCCUACUGUCCAGCAAGACAAGCCAGGUGUUCAAAGUGUAACCGAAAGGGUCACUUUGGAGCUCAAUGUUUCUCGAAGACAAUCGAAAAUGUGGACAGUGAGAGUCGAGACGGGGCCUAUGUAUUUCCAGUGAAUGUAUCCAAAAGGAUCACAUGGUCUUCCAAAAUUUCAGUAGGAGGCAAAGAGCUAACAUUCAAGUUAGAUACGGGGGCCGAGGUGACAGUGAUCACAGAAGAGGCACAUAGAGUGUUAGAAAUGCCAAAGUUGCAGAAACCGUCCAAAGCUUUGUAUGGACCAACAUCUACAGCUCUUCGGACAUUGGGACAAUUCACAAGUACACUAUCAGUGAAUAACAAGACAUCAGAGGAGACUAUCUUCGUUGUCCAGGGAUUGAAAACCAAUUUACUGGGGUUACCGGCUAUCACAUCGUUACAACUUGUCCACAGGAUACAAGCGACCAGUGUAGGAACCACCAUACCAGACCGAUUUCCCAAAGUUUUUCAGGGACUGGGUAAUCUUGGUGAUCCAUACAAAAUCAAGCUUAGAGAGGGAGCCAAGCCCUAUGCGCUGUACACACCCCGGAAUGUUCCAAUCUCUCUCAGACAACAAGUCAAAGAAGAACUAGAUCGAAUGGAAAAGAUUGGCGUCAUCUCACAAGUGGAAGACCCUACAGAAUGGUGCGCUGGUAUGGUUGUAGUCAGGAAAAAGACAGGAGACGUCAGGAUUUGCGUAGAUAUGAAACCCCUCAACGAGAAUGUACUACGAGAGAUUUACCCCAUACCCAAAGUGGACGACACACUUGCUCAAUUGGCGGGAGCCACAACGUUUAGUAAAAUCGAUGCUAAUAGUGGGUUUUGGCAGAUACCUCUAGAGGUGGAAUCUAGGCUACUGACUACCUUUGUCACUCCUCACGGACGGUACUGCUUCAACAAGUUACCAUUCGGCAUCGCUAGUGCGCCCGAGCUUUUCCAACGGCGAAUGAGCAAGAUUCUUUCGGGACUACCUGGAGUAUUAUGUCACAUGGACGAUGUUCUCAUAUUCGGAACAAGUCAAACGGAACACGACGACCGACUGACUUCGGUCUUACAACGACUGCAAGCAGCAGGAGCAACUCUAAAUAAGGCCAAAUGUGAGUUUGGGGUACACACCGUCAAAUUUCUUGGUCACAUUAUCGAUGGCAAAGGUCUUAGAGCGGAUCCAGCCCGGCUGAAAGCUAUCCAAGACCUAGAACAGCCCAAGAACGUAUCAGAAUUGCGCCGCUUCAUGGGGAUGGCAAACCAAUUGGGAAAAUUUUCACCACAUCUUUCAGAGAUAAGUCAACCUUUGAGAGAGCUGUUGAGUACGAGAUGCUCAUGGUUAUGGGAACAUCCACAAGAGCAAGCAUUCACAAGAAUCAAGGAUGAAUUGACUCGUCCUACUGUCCUGGAGCUGUACAAUCCGCAGAAGAAGGUGAAAGUAUCCGCUGACGCGUCAUCACACGGUCUAGGCGCGGUACUUCUUCAAGAAGCCGGAGAUAAAUGGAAGCCGAUAGCAUACGCAUCACGGUCCAUGACAGAUACUGAGAAGCGCUACGCGCAAAUUGAAAAGGAAGCUCUGUCAUUAACAUGGGCUUGCGAUAAGUUUCAAGAUUACGUACUUGGUCGCAAAUUUCAUAUCGAGACCGACCACAAGCCGUUAGUUCCUUUGCUUAGCACUAAGCACUUGGACAGGUUACCGCCAAGAAUUGUUCGUUUUAGACUUCGUUUGGCGAGAUACGACUUCACAAUUGAACAUGUACCUGGGAAACUGCUUUAUACAGCUGACACGUUGUCAAGAGCACCCCUACAAGAACAGAUCACGGAGGAUUCUCUACAGGACGAUGUUGAGACCUUCAUCAAUGAGGUAGUUGCUAAUUUACCAACUACAACGGACAGACUACAAACGUACCGAGAAGCACAAGCUAGAAAUGCCACGUGUGCCCAAGUGAUGCAGUACAGUCAGUCACAAUGGCCCGACAAAUGUCCUGAGGAAACUUCUCUAAUCCCGUUUUGGAGAGUAAGAUCGCUACUGACGGUACACAACCACCUACUACUAUACAACAACCGUGUAGUGAUUCCUGACGAACUCAGAAAAGAUGUCCUGACCAAAAUUCAUGAGGGUCAUCAGGGCAUAGUUCGUUGCAGACAGAGAGCACACACCUCCGUCUGGUGGCCGGGGAUAACACAACAGAUAUAUCAAUUGGUGCAACAAUGCCCCACAUGUGCAAAAGAGAAUCCACAAGGAACUGAACCACUCAUGACUUCUCAGUUACCAGAUUUUCCUUGGCAAGUUGUGGGAACGGACUUGAUGGAGUUAAAUGGAGCUCAUUAUCUUGUUGUCAUUGACUACUUCUCAAGAUAUCCAGAGCUUAUCAAGUUGACGUCCACCACAGCCUUAGCAGUAAUUCAAGCCUUGAAAUCUGUUUUUGCCCGUCACGGCAUCCCUGAUAUUCUCAGGAGUGACAACGGACCUCAGUACAUCGCUCGGGAAACCAAAGAGUUCGCCAAGGCUUAUGGAUUUGUCAUGAUAACCAGCAGCCCUAGGUACCCGCAGAGCAACGGACUCGUGGAGCGGAUGGUCAAAUCCAUCAAACAGCUACUGACAAAGGCGGAGGACCCACAUCUCGGGCUACUGGCUUACAGAUCCACGCCACUGCCUUGGUGCACUCUCAGUCCUUCAGAAUUGCUCAUGGGAAGACGAUUGAGAACAACGAUGCCACAGUCGACAGCACAACUCACCCCACACUGGGAUUACCUGAGGAAUUUUCGUGAAGCAGAUAAUUUUUUCAAAAGUAAACAGAAGAAGAACUUUGACUCCAGACAUCGAGCUAAAGACCUGCCCCAAUUACAAAAGGACACGGAAGUCUGGAUAACGUCAGGUAAAGAGCCAGCUCAAGGGACAAUCGUUGGUCCAGGCCACACUCCACGAUCCUAUGUCAUCAAAACAGACAAAGGGGAGGUGAGGAGAAAUAGAGGACAUUUGAAAGCCAUCCCAAAGUUUGGCACUUCACCUGAAAUCGGAAGUCCCCAGAAUACGGAAACUGGUCAAACAACACCAACCAGGCCACAAACGAGAAGCCAGACUGGUUGUCAAAUAAAGAGGCCGAUGAAACUCGACCUGUAAGGGGAGAUGUGGAGUGACUCUAUUAAUAGCGUAUUGACACGCAUGCGUAACUAUUGUGUCUUCGUAGUGUGUUGAGUUCUAGUGUGUUGAGUAGAAUAAAUACAAACAGUAU